AUGUGGCAGUCCAAGCCAGUCCUGAUGCUCCUCCUGCUCGCCGUCUCCACAGUGGCGACCAGCGGCAAGCCGCUGCUCACGAAGAUCACCAAGGGCGCGUCCACGGCGCUCUACACCGCGCCUCUCAGCGCCGGCCGGCCGCUGGUCCUCGACCUCUCCGCCCCGGCCAUCACGACGCCGUGCAGCGGGCAGACGACGACCGUCACGCUCUCCGCCAACUCCACCAACGGCAGCAACACUCUGUCCCCAGUCUCCUUCGCCGCCACCGCCACCUGCGCGGCGGCCCCGUCCGGCGCCGUCGGCGUGGCGGGGCUCGCGCGCUCCAGCGCCUCGUUCCCGGCGCAGGUUGCCAGUACGCAGAAGGUGGCCAACUCGUUCGCGCUCUGCCUCCCGAGCGACGGCAGGACCGGGUUCAGCGGCAACGGCGUGGGCGCGGCCAUCUUCGGCGGCGGUCCGUUCUUCCUCGCGCCCCCGGCUGACCGGCCGUCCAUCACGACGCUCCUCUCCGACGGCAUCCCACUCCGCCAGCCCUUCGCCGGGAACCCUGGUUACUUCGUCUCAGCCACCAACGGCAUCGCCAUAGACGGUACGCGCGUGGCCGUGUCCGGCUCCGGCGCGCUCGUGGUCGGCCUCUCCACCACGAUCCCCUACGCGCAGCUCCGGAGCGACGUGUACCGCCCCGUCAUCGCGGCCUUCGACCGCGCCAUGGGUGCCAGCGCCAAGGUGGCGGCGGUGGCGCCAUUCGAGCUGUGCUACGACUCGUCGAAGCUGGCGCCGACGCGGUUCGGGUACCUGGUGCCGAACAUGGACGUGAUGCUGGAGGGCGGGACGAACUGGACGGUGGUGGGCGGCAACUCCAUGGCGCAGGUGAAUAGCGGCACGGCGUGCUUCGCGUUCGUCCGGUCGGGAGGCAGCACGGGGAGCGCGACGCCGGCGGUUGUGAUCGGAGGGUUCCAGAUGGAGAACAAGCUGGUGGUGCUGGACAACAGCAAGAAGACGCUCAGCUUCACCCAGAACCUCCCGGGCAUGGGCUUCUCCUGCAGCAACUUCAAUUUCACCAAGGCCGCCUAG
Molecule: messenger RNA, 1071 nt
Organism: Triticum turgidum subsp. durum (durum wheat)
Lineage: Eukaryota; Viridiplantae; Streptophyta; Magnoliopsida; Poales; Poaceae
Source: the annotation of a GenBank genome assembly